Molecule: messenger RNA, 3250 nt
Organism: Calliphora vicina (urban bluebottle blowfly)
Lineage: Eukaryota; Metazoa; Arthropoda; Insecta; Diptera; Calliphoridae
Gene: dsh
Product: Segment polarity protein dishevelled
Exons: 1
Coding region: 565-2352 (595 amino acids)
Biological process (GO): Wnt signaling pathway; intracellular signal transduction
Molecular function (GO): frizzled binding
Source: RefSeq, a predicted model, not a curated record
AAUGAUGUGGAACUUAUGUUUUCGGAAUGUCAAAUAGUUUUGCUGCUUUUUCAUUGUCUGCGCAUUUUUGCAGCGAUUAAUUAGUGAAAAUUUAAUUGUAAACAUUUAAAAUUACCAAAAAAUUGUAAAGAAAAUACUUUACAAGGCUAUCGAUCACAAGUGAAAAGUAAAUUUGAAGAAUUUAAGCAGUAAAUUAUGCGACAAUAAGAACAAAAAAGAUGUCUUAGAUUUAGCGCAGGCAGCAACAACGCCUUUGGUGAACGAACAAGAGUAGUUGUUGAGUAGAUAUAUUUGUUAGAAGGAGCCCCCACUGAAACCCAACCCUAAAGCAAAAACAAAACACAUUAAUUGUGCAAAGAACGAAAAUUUAUUGGAAAAUCGUUGCUUUAUCACGGCAAAGUGAUUUUUUGAAUUUCCUUUGAUUGUCGUAUUUUAACAAAAAAUAAUAAAAUUAUAUUCCAGAUAAACACAAAUCGAUUUUACAAGUUAAAAAACAAACGAGUAGUGCUGAAAAAAGCACACACAGAAAACAAACAAACAAAUACAUAAGAAUCUAAGUUAAAGAUGGAUGCCGAUAAAAACAUUGGUGGUGGUGGCGGUUGUGGUGGUCAAGAGACAAAAGUGAUCUAUCAUAUUGAUGAUGAAACAACCCCAUAUUUGGUGAAGAUUCCGAUACCAUCGGCCCAGGUCACUUUGAGGGACUUUAAAAUGGUGCUCAAUAAACAAAACAAUAACUACAAGUAUUUUUUCAAAUCGAUGGAUGCUGACUUUGGUGUUGUUAAGGAGGAGAUAGCGGAGGAUGCCACAAUACUGCCAUGCUUCAAUGGUCGAGUUGUGUCGUGGUUGGUGUCGGCUGACGGCACUAAUCAAUCGGAUAAUUGUUCCGAUAUGCCGAACAGCGAAUGUGGCGAGAUACGACAGUCGGUGAGACCAGCACAGCCACCGCCGCCACCACAGAAAAUGGGUGGUGGCGGAGGUGGUUUAGGUGUGGGCGGAGGAAUGGGUGGACUUAUUGGUAGUGGUGGAGUUAUUACGAAUCCUAUGAUGCAGCCGCCGCCACCUCUCACAUAUCAGUCGGCAUCGGUUCUGUCGAGUGACCUGGACUCAACAAGUUUAUUUGGAACAGAAUCUGAGGUGACCUUCGAUCGCGACCUUACAGACUAUAGCAGCGUCCAAAGAUUGCAAGUGCGCAAGAAGCCCCAACGGCGCAAAAAACGUGCUCCAAGCAUAUCGCGAACUUCAAGCUAUUCCUCUAUCACCGAUUCCACAAUGUCCCUGAACAUAAUAACGGUGAACAUAAAUAUGGAAGCGGUUAAUUUCUUGGGCAUAUCGAUAGUAGGGCAGUCGAAUCGCGGAGGUGACGGUGGUAUUUACGUAGGCAGCAUAAUGAAAGGUGGAGCGGUAGCAUUAGACGGCCGAAUCGAACCCGGUGAUAUGAUUCUACAGGUGAAUGACGUAAAUUUCGAGAAUAUGACAAACGAUGAAGCCGUACGAGUUCUGCGGGAGGUUGUCCAGAAACCCGGUCCCAUAAAACUGGUUGUGGCCAAGUGUUGGGAUCCGAAUCCGAAGGGCUACUUUACUAUACCACGUACUGAGCCGGUGCGACCCAUUGAUCCCGGUGCCUGGGUGGCCCAUACUCAGGCUCUUACUUCACAGGACAGUAUUAUACAUCCCGAUAUACCGGAGCCAAUCAAAGAGCGUCUUGAUCAGAACAAUCUUGAGGAUAUCGUAAAGGCAAUGAUCAAACCGGAUAGUGGCUUAGAAAUACGUGAUCGCAUGUGGUUAAAAAUCACAAUACCAAAUGCUUUUAUUGGAGCAGAUGCCGUCAACUGGGUCCUAGAAAAUGUCGAAGACGUACAGGACAGGCGUGAAGCUCGCCGCAUUGUCUCGGCCAUGUUGCGAAACAAUUAUAUUAAACACACAGUCAACAAAUUGACCUUCUCCGAGCAGUGCUACUACGUAGUCAACGACGAUCGCAAUCCCCUGCAAUGCCGCUCCAAUUUAAGCCACGCUGACACCGAAAGUAUCACCAGCGACAUUGGUCCCCUGCCAAAUCCCCCAAUAUAUAUGCCAUAUUCAGCCACAUACAAUCCAAGUCACGGCUAUCAGCCCAUUCAGUACGGGCUGGCAGAACGUCAUGGAUUAUCUUCGGGCUCCAGCAGUUCAGACGUGCUUACCAGCAAAGACAUUUCGGCAUCUCAAAGCGACAUUACAUCUGUCAUUCACCAAACCAACCAAAUGACCAUUGGUCACCAUCACGGCUCAAACAAAUCAUCGGGUUCUUCUAACCGUGGUGGCGGUGGCAAUAUCAACAAUGAACAGGAGUCUUCCGUCUUUAAUUAUGUCUUGUAGGACGAGGAGGACUUCCUCUCGGCCAGACGGCAUAUGAGAGGACGCAACAUAAGGCAGGAACUGCAAUGAAAUUUUUUUCUCUCUACACUUUAUUAUUAUUACUAUUAUUGUGUAUUUUUAUUUUUAUUAUUUUAUUUUCCAUUUUUUACUUCCACUUUAUUUUUAUUUACCUUUCAACUUUUCUAUACGUUUCUACACAGUGAAAUGAAAAACAUGAAACCAGUAUACAAUAUAAUUAUAAUUAAAAUAUUUAAUAGGAAGAAAGUACAUUCAAUAUAGUAUAUACAUAUGCAUACAUACAUAAUAUAACAAAAACAAAAUCAAAGAAACCCGAAAAAAAUAAAUCAUAAUUAUGACUCAAAAACAUAUAUAGUUUAUUAUAAAUACAUAUAUUAAUAAGACAUAUUACAACAAUUACAUACAUUUUACAUUUCAACUUAAAAUUUUAAAACACACACCCACAUACACAAACUUAAAAAAUAUAAAAUAUUUUUCUUAAAGCAGAAAGUUUUAGAAUUAAAUAGUAGUACGAUUUAAAGCAACAAAAAUAUAAAUACAAUGCACAGAUUGUUGACAUGCUUUCAUUCAUCUGGGCUACUCAAAAUCCCUUCCCGGUCUUAAAAAUAAAAUAACGGGAUGACGGACUAAAUUAUCACAUCCAUCUUUAUAAUAGUUUAAUAAGAUUAAAAGUAAUCAUACAAUUUCAUGCAUACAAAAAAACAAAAUUGAAAUUGCAUUAAUAAACAAGAUCUUUUUUGUAUCAUUUAUAAUGUAAUACGUACGUAUAUUAUUAAUAUAAUAUUAAUAAUUGAAAAAUAAAUUUAUAAAAUUAAUUAAAACCAAGAAGAAUUUAGUAAUCAUGAUUUAUAAUAAAAAAUUAUAUAUAUACAACAUAGAA